This is a messenger RNA of Peromyscus eremicus (cactus mouse), 2125 nucleotides long. It is a transcript of the gene Knop1, whose product is annotated as lysine rich nucleolar protein 1. Lineage: Eukaryota; Metazoa; Chordata; Mammalia; Rodentia; Cricetidae. The record is from RefSeq and is a predicted model, not a curated record. The coding region runs from base 571 to 2109 and encodes 512 amino acids. The transcript is spliced from 5 exons.
UCAGAAAAGGCUGGAGGCAAGAAGAGAUCAAAACUCAUCUUUCCACACCUAAGUACUCCCCAAAUGGACCCCUGACUCCCUACACUGGAAUUACCUGUCUACAAAGCCCAUUCCCUGCUUCCCAUCGGAAGCUCUGCGGGCGGACCGAGUCUCCACCCCGAAGCUCCACACUCCGCAACUCCCUGACUCGGGUUCCUCCUGAAUGCCUGUUGCCUGCGGUCGCACCGGGAUCCAGACAGCCGCCAGCCUGUUUCUCCGCGUGUGGGCCCGAGUCUUGGCUAGUCCGCCCGGGCGCGUCACCCGCCUGGCACACAGAGGCUUGGAACGCCCGUCCCCGCGGGUCCCGCCCGCGUCCCGCCUGGCCGGGCCAGCGGCGGCCGCCUACCCUCGCAGAUCUGCUCCCACAGGUUCUUCCCCGGCGACUCGGUGACCUGUGCGGGCGACACAAGCCUUUCUAGGGACCCGGGCGACACUGGGGGCACGGGCGUCCGCGCAGUGACCGACGAGUCCGCGGAACCCCCCGCCUCCUCGCGCAGCACACCGCGGUUGGACACCUGUCUAGGCACCGCCAUGCACGCGGUUUCCAUAACAACCGUGGGCACCGUGAGGCCGCGACCCGGAAGAAGACGGCCCUCCCGGGGGCGUGCCAGAAACGUGAAGAUGACUUCCGGGUCGCGGCGGCGCGGGUGUUCACGUGGGCAGGCCUGGCCUGCGGGUGGACCAGGAAUGGUUACCAAGACUCAGAAAGUAGACCUGGGCUCCCAGCUCCCAGAGAAGAAGAAAAAGAAGAGGAAGAAAAAGAAGGUGGUUGCAGAGGUCACAGAUCCAGAGACUCAAUACUCAGUCUUAAACAGUAAUGAUUAUUUUGUCGAUGGUUCUCCUCCAAGGGCCACAUCUCCCUCUAACAAUGUGGGUGAAGGGCAGGUCUCUGAGAUGCCACUGGGCAAGAGAAAGAAGAAAAAAAAGUCCCCUAGUGCUCACUUGGGGGAGCGCCUGGAGUCUGAGGCCUCAGGAGCAGGACGGAAAAAGUCCCACAGCCCUAGAAGGCAGGUCCGUGAGCAGUCAGCAGAAUGCCUCAGUGGAGAGAAGAAAAAGAAGAGGAGGAAGUCCUUACCACAGGCUACCUCCCAGUGCUCAGGGCUGAAGACCUCCCUAGACCCCAAACAUGCUGAGAAGGUUAGCAAAGCUGCUAAGAAGUCCAAAAAACACAGGAAAGAAAAGAAGGUUCUGAACACUGAAGCCUUUCCUCCCCAGGACCCUUGGCUCUGUGAGGCUGGGGAUGCUCUGCACCCAUGCUCAGGGUGGGCAGAGGCCGGGGAGCAGGCAGCCUUGGGGCAGAAAAGGAAACAGGGGAGAUCCAAAGAGCACAGCAUGAAGAAGAAGAAGAAGAAGAGCCACCAAGAGGGAGACAUCCUCCCAGUCCACUCCAAGCUCUCCAUGGAGAACGGCCUGAAGAAAGGAAGUAAGAAGUCAGUCAGAAGUGAAGCUUUGGACUAUAUCCCUAUAGACAGCCCAAAGGCCUCUGGGAAGAAAGGCAAACCCAAGAAAAAGGUGGACCAGCCGGAUGGUGAAGGGCUGGCUGUGAGAAGGAAGAAAAAGAAGAGGAAAGAGAGUGAAGUAAAGGAAGACCCUGGGCAGGAGGAAGAAGAGGAGUCGGACACAGACCUGGAGGUAGUACUGGAAAAAAAAGGCAACAUGGAUGAGGCCUGCAUAGAUCAGGUGAGGCGGAAGGCCUUGCAAGAAGAGAUUGAUCGUGAGUCGGGCAAGACAGAGGCUUCAGAACCCAGGAAGUGGACGGGAACCCAGUUUGGCCAGUGGGACACUGCUGGCUUUGAAAACGAAGAACAGAAGCUGAAAUUCCUGAAGCUUAUGGGUGGCUUUAAGCAUCUUUCCCCGUCAUUCAGCCGCCCUCCCAGCAUGUCUAGCAGGUCCAACAUGGCCCUGGACAAGAAGUCUUCAGACACGCUCCAGCAGAAUCUCCAGCGGGACUAUGACCGGGCCAUGAGCUGGAAGUACAAUCGUGGGACUGGCCUAGGCUUCUCCUCUGAGGCCCGCAAGGUCUUCUACAUUGACCGGAACGCCUCCAAGUCUAUCAAGUUGCAAGAUUAAAUUUUAUUGUUCUGUU